CAGUACAUCCGUUCCUUCAAAAAGGUCAAGGAUGAAGCCACUAGUUUUUUUGUCCCUGGUCUGCAUUGCUGUCGCUCUCCCAGUGGAUGAUGACAUAGUUACCAUGUUUGCAGACGUUGAGAAACUUUUGGACCAUACUAAAAGGGAAAAUGGGUCGACCAUAUACGAGUUUACUGUUGACUGCAAAGACAUCCUUGCCAGCAGUGGCGAAGUAAUGAAGUUACUGAACAUAUAUAACAUGAAAGGCUCUAAGGAAGAACAGCAAUUACAGUCAAGUAUCUAUACGGAUGACUUCACGGACGCUGAGAAAAGAAAUGCCAUAGGCCGUAUUCAAUAUGCAUGGAUGCUGUUUCUGCUCAAGAUACACUAUGCUACAGCAAGAAUCAAGGCAAUGUUUGAUAGGGGACAGACAUUGCAGCCAUUAUUCGGCAAACUUGUGUUUGUGCUUCACCGCAUAGUUAAAACUAUGGUGGAUGGUUUGCUGAAUGGUGGUGGAAGGUAUGGAUCUCCCUAUAAGCCGGUCAAAUUCAUAGACUACAAUAAAGUUAAAGCUAAAUCUGGCUAACUAAUAAUCACAACCUUCAAGCAAUGCUUUUAAGAGAGGAGAGUCUGAAUUCAACAUUCUGGGAAACAAAUCUGAAACAAUUUGCGGCAUUUUAUUGUGAUAAGUCAAAAAUAAAUAAAUCAAUCUAAAUAAAUAACA
Biomphalaria glabrata is the source of this 703-nucleotide messenger RNA. RefSeq lists its product as uncharacterized. Bases 32 to 565 code for a protein of 177 amino acids. NCBI's taxonomy places the organism in Eukaryota, Metazoa, Mollusca, Gastropoda, Planorbidae. The record is from RefSeq and is a predicted model, not a curated record. The transcript has 8 exons.